Molecule: messenger RNA, 1172 nt
Organism: Pyrus x bretschneideri (Chinese white pear)
Lineage: Eukaryota; Viridiplantae; Streptophyta; Magnoliopsida; Rosales; Rosaceae
Product: probable U3 small nucleolar RNA-associated protein 11
Exons: 10
Coding region: 252-938 (228 amino acids)
Biological process (GO): rRNA processing
Cellular component (GO): small-subunit processome; nucleolus
Source: RefSeq, a predicted model, not a curated record
ACCACUGCUCACUCCUCCUUAGUUGUAAUCACCAAUUCUUUUACCCUAAUCAUUUUCUAGGGUUUUAGUCUGCGUGUUCCAAAGGCCAGUUCUCCAUCUAGGGUUUUGCCUGCGCUUUAAUUCCACCAUCUGAAGAGUAAGGAGGGAUUCGGAAUUCCAUUCGGCUGCUCAGGAAUCCCAAUUCUUCAUCGUCAAGCUUAUUAGUGGUACCUUCGCAGUUAACUUGUGGUGGUUGCUUUGAAUUAUUCAGCAUGUCGUCUUUAAGGAAUGCUGUUAGCCGACGGGCUCACAAGGAGCGAGCUCAACCGGAAUCGAGGAAAAAAUUUGGGCUUCUUGAAAAGCACAAGGACUAUGUUGAGCGUGCGAAAGCGUAUCACAAAAAGGAGGAGACUUUACGGAUACUGAAGCAGAAAGCCUUCUACAGAAACCCAGAUGAGUUCAACUUCAAGAUGAUCAAGACACGAACUGUUAAUGGAGUCCAUAAAUUAAAGAGUCAGGCAAACAAGUAUACUCCAGAAGAGCUCAUGCUUAUGAAGACCCAAGAUAUUGGAUACAUAUUUCAGAAACUGCAGAGUGAGAAAAAGAAAAUUGAAAAGUUAACUGCGACACUGCACUCUCUUGAUAAUCGGCCUUCAAGUAGACACGUUUACUUUGCCGAAGACAGAGAGGAGGCUAGAGAAAUUCAAUCACGUUCAAGAAGUGGAAAAAUGCCGGUUUCUGAGGACAUUCCUGAUCAUAUAAAAAGGAAAACAGCUGGUUCCUACAGAGAGCUCGAAGCAAGGAGUAAGAGAGUCAAUGAGUUGGAGAAAAUCUAUAUGGAUAUGGCAAUGCAGAAGGAAUUAAAGAAAAAGGGUAAAAAACGCAAACUACGUGAAGAUGAGAUUGUCUCCCCAACAUCCAAGCCUGUAUUCAAGUGGCGGGCAGAGCGGAAGCGUUAAAAAGGAAUGAGGCUGCUAGUGAUAUCUAGGCCCUGGAAAGAAGUACGGACCUGAUGUACCGCAACUUUCCCAUGUAACGGAAAAUUUGAUCUACAUAUGAACAUGACACAAGUGGUAUAGUCAUGGAUAUUUGCUCUUUUUUAGGGUAGAAGCAUUUGCGUUUUUUGUGACUGCUAGUCAGAUCGUAGCAGGAUUUAUAACAAAACUAACAAAACCAAAGCCGUAUUCUGUUCA